This is a messenger RNA of Lottia gigantea (owl limpet), 2571 nucleotides long. RefSeq lists its product as hypothetical. The coding region runs from base 1 to 2571 and encodes 856 amino acids. The record is from RefSeq and is a predicted model, not a curated record. Lineage: Eukaryota; Metazoa; Mollusca; Gastropoda; Lottiidae. The transcript has 9 exons.
AUGUUCAGUUUAUUAAGAAAGAAAGAUAAUUUAUCUCAGUCCUCAAAAGUGAGUACAUCAUGUCCAUCUAUAAACAGUCCAGGAGGAUCUGUACAGGGUAAUGAAGAACAACCAUCACCAAGUAAUAUGUCACAAGAUUCUACAGCUUCAUCUGAAUCUGAUGAAGAAGGUAUUCCUAAAGUAAGCAGAAGUCAAAGAAUGUUUGCUAGAAAAUCAGUUAGAAGACAAAGAAAAAAAGAAAAGGAAUUUGAAAAAAAGAUAAAACAUAAUAAAAUAACUAUGGAUGACUAUUUGAGUAAACAAGCUGAAUUUAAAUUAUGGCUCUCUGAAGAGAAAAAUAAAACUGUGAAUGACAUGAAGUCACCAAAAACUAAAGCUUAUUUUAAAGCAUUUGUUAAAUUAUGGAAUAAGAAGAAAUUAAAUCAGAAAUUUUAUCGUGGUACAGUAAGUUGUGAAACACCACCUAAUCCAACAGGCAGACAAAGAUGUAGUUUCCUAUCAUUAGCUGAUUCACCAUUCCCCAAUUCUGUCAGCUUUCCACAAACCAUAGAUUUAAGUCAUGACGGAUCUAUCUUAUCUGAUUCACCAUUUUCAACAUUUGGUAAAUCUCCUGGAAACCCUUGUUGUUCCAAAACACCUGGUAGUGCACAUGAUUUGUUGGAUUUAAAAAGAAAAGCUAUAUUUAAUAAUAUUAGUAAAGAAAAUAGUGAGAGUGAUAGACAAUCUGAUCAUAAUUCAGAUGAUCCAUUUCUUCCUGAUACAACUAGAAAGUCAGGGUCAUGUAGUCAGUCAAGUUCGGAAUCAACUUCAGGAUCCAUUUCUGACUCUCCUAGAUCAUCAAAAUCAUCAGCUAGCAAAAAGGAAAAAGAAGAAAAUUUAUAUAAAGUGACUGUAUUGUCAUGGACAUCUAAAGGUGAAUUAAAAGUUAGACCACAGAACAGUCCUGAUGUACCAAACAUCCAACAAUCUACAGAAAUAGAUCCUGAUGUUCUGUCUAAACAUCUUAUAUCUCAAGAUUACACUUCAAUAGAUCAACAUAAUACUAGUAUCCCUUAUAAAGAAGUUAAUGAUGCUAUUUCAGAUUUCAAUGACCCUACUUACUGUGUGGUUGGUUUUCCAGCUCCAGGUUAUGCUCAGCCUUAUGGUUGUCAGUCUAAACAAGAUAGCUCUCUUAAUACAGACAAGCCUGGUAAUGCUAGUAGUAUUGAAGAUUUAUAUGCAGUACCUAUCAAAAAGAAGAAAUCUAGUGACCAAUCAGAAACGAUUUCACUAACAUCUAAUGAAAGCGCAACCCGUUUGGAUCAUAAAGUUAAUCAGGCUGAAAUGGAAAAAUUAUCUGAUAUCAUUAGUUCAGGAUCUGAUUUUAGCAUCACAUCUGGUUCAUCUAAUGAAUCAUUACAUCAGAAUUAUUUAUCUGUUCCUGAACAAGAUGGAUUGGGUAAAGCAUCUAGUGCUCCAGAACUCAGUACUAUUUUAGAAGGUGAGGUUAUCGAGACGGUUCAGAAGAGUUCUGAUGAAACUGCAAACCUGACCAAUGUUACCGCUAUAAAUAUGACUUUAAAUACUAGUUAUUUGGAUGGAAAUGCAGCUAAACAAACUAACGACAAAAAUGUUCUUGCAACUUUCCAUCAAGUUCAUAACAUAGACUGGAAGGUAAAGAGAUUUCCUGAAAUUGGUUCCUUGACAUCCAGUACACCUGAUCGUAAGAGAAACUUAUCUGAUCCUUCUGAACAGAUGCCUGUGAGGUCGGAAUUGGCUGGUCAAAGAAAUGAAUUGCAUACUGCUCAGAGGACCUUGUCAGAUCCAACAACAACAAGUCCGAGAAAAGAUUUUAUCAAUAGAGUUCUUACACCCAGAUCAUCUUUACCAUCUCCUCCACCACCUCCUAAUAAAGAUUACCCACUUUGUUCUCCACCCCCAUUAGACACUCCAGACAUCAAGUCACCAAAUUCUGAAUCAUGGCCAACACCACCUCCAUUUCUAGAGCAUAUCGCAGACAGUGAACCUAAGCAAACUCUAGAGUCUUGGCCUACACCACCAACACCAUAUGAUUUAUGUGACACUGAUAAACAUGAUAUCAAUUCUAAUCAACCAUCUCCACCUAUUCCUCCUGAUCCUAUUGUUCAGACUCCAGAUUCAGUGUUCAGUGACACGCAGAAAUGGCCCACACCACCAACUCCACAAGAAUGUCCUCCUGAGAAUUUGCAAUCUGAAGAGGAGCCACCCAAGUUAAUUACUGCAGAUUUUAUUUCUGAAACACAGCCUGGAAAUAUUAAGCCUCCAAUUUUGAAAAUAUCAGAGAUUGCAAAUGGAGAUGUCAUUGGACUGCAACCAACACAAAGUUCACAGCCAAUGGUUGAAAAAGUACCAUUCCAAGAGAAAAUGUAUCAAAACAAUGCACUGGCAGAAUCGAAAGUGGGUGGAUCAAAACUGAAAAACUCUGAAAGACAAGUGUCCACUACGUCUAUUGAGCGUUUUGAAACCGACAUUGAUGCUGUUGUAGACAGUUCUACAUGUGAUAAAGAGAACACCCAAACUAAAACUAGACUGGUGCUAGAAACUGUUGUUUAA